Molecule: messenger RNA, 3896 nt
Organism: Mugil cephalus (flathead mullet)
Lineage: Eukaryota; Metazoa; Chordata; Actinopteri; Mugiliformes; Mugilidae
Gene: lingo1b
Product: leucine rich repeat and Ig domain containing 1b
Exons: 2
Coding region: 501-2372 (623 amino acids)
Cellular component (GO): extracellular matrix
Molecular function (GO): protein binding
Source: RefSeq, a predicted model, not a curated record
UAACCAGAUCAUUCACAUGCCUCCAUAAAUAGGAAAAGUACAGUAAACAAACAAACAAAAACAAAAAUUAAAAGAUGCGGCUGCCGGUGCAAUCAGAGAACAUUUCUCUCCAUUUUUUUUCAACUCCCUUCACCGCCCGUGCUCCGUGCCUCUCAUUCUCCCAGUGCACUGCAGCUCCUCCUUCCACCUCUCUCAUCAGCUGCCCCUCCCUCUUCCUCUCUGUCUCUGCUAGGUGCAGCAUGUAUGUGAGCGUGUGUGAGCCAGCAGAGCCGCCUGUGUGUUUACAUGUCAGCCUAUCAGUGCUGCCGGAUUUAGCGCAUCUGGAGAGGACGAAGGCAUUUCUCAAAUGCCCCUCAGACAAGGGAUUCUCGUCUCUGCAUAUAUCCCUCUUUCCCAUUUGACUCCAGCCCGUCUCGUCUCCUGCAUCCCUGCCUCCAUGCUUUCGGAGGCAUUUUGAAUUUCCUUGGCAACAUGGAGCUGCCUGAAUUAGAAUUCUCUGCAUGACAGUCCUGGUAAGCAGUAGGAUGGUGUUCGGAGAGGCAGGAGGGCACAGCUACUUGGUGGCUUGCUGGCAGCCCAUCCUGAUCCUGAUGCUCGGCACCGUCCUUUCUGGCUCCACCACCGGUUGCCCGUCCCGAUGCGACUGCAACGCUCAGGAGCGUUCAGUCGUGUGCCACCGACGGAGGUUGGCAGCUCUUCCUGAGGGUAUUCCCACUGAAACAAGGCUCUUGGACCUCAGCAAGAACCGUCUGAAAACUCUGGGGCCCGAGGAGUUCAUUAAUUACCCUCAGCUGGAGGAGCUGCAACUUAAUGAAAACACCAUUUCGUCCAUUGAGCCUGGGGCGUUUGGCAACCUUAUGAACCUACGAACUUUAGGUUUGCGCAACAACCAGCUGAAGCUCAUUCAGUUGGGGGUGUUCACAGGCCUGACCAACCUCACACAGCUGGAUAUUAGUGAGAACAAAAUUGUCAUUCUGCUUGACUAUAUGUUCCAGGAGCUGUACAACCUGAGGGCUCUGGAGGUCGGAGACAAUGACCUGGUGUUCAUCUCACCUCGAUCAUUUCAUGGUCUCAGCAACCUCGAAAGCCUCAACAUCGAGGGAUACAAUCUGCCUUCAGUUCCCACUGAUGCCCUUAGCCAUCUGCAUAACCUGUUGUCACUUCGAUUAUGCUAUCUUAACGUCACUGUCAUAAGGGAUUACUCUUUCAAGAGGCUGUAUCGGCUGAGAGUGCUGGAGAUUUCUCAUAUGUCUGCUCUGGAUACUAUGACUCCAAAAUGCUUGUUUGGACUCAAUCUUACGUCAUUGUCCGUCACAAAUUGUAAUCUUAGUGCUAUCCCCUACCAAGCCAUCAGUCACCUAAGGCAUCUUCGGUUUCUGAAUCUGUCUUUCAAUCCCAUUGAGACUGUGGAAGGGAACCAACUGUUCAAUCUACAGAAGCUGCAGGCUUUUCAUUUGGCUGGUGGCAAAUUGAGAGCCAUUGAACCCUACUCUUUCCGAGGACUCAACCACCUUCGUGUACUCAAUGUAUCCGGCAACAGCCUGAGCACCCUGGAAGAGGCCGUCUUCCACUCAGUGGGAAACCUGGAGACCUUGGCUUUGUAUGACAACCCUUUGGCCUGCGACUGUCGCUUGCUCUGGGUCUUCCGUCGACGAUGGAGGCUCAACUUCAACAGACAACAGCCCAUGUGUGCUUCGCCUGACGUUGUGAAGGGAAAGGAGUUCAAGGAUUUCCCAGACGUGCUCCCACAAGACUAUUUCAUCUGCCAGAAAUCAAAAAUCUUGGAUUACAAGGUUCAAGAAAGCCACGUAGAUGAAGGAACAACGGUUCAUUUUACCUGCCAAGCUGAGGGAGACCCAGUUCCUGUGAUAAUGUGGCUAUCUCCUAAGAAGGAAUACAUCACUACCAAAACUGUUGGAUCAAGACUUUCUGUGUCUAAUGAGGGUACACUGGAGGUCCGUUAUGCCCAAAUCCAGGACAAUGGCACCUACUUGUGCAUUGCAAGUAAUGCAGCAGGAAAUGACACGAAAGCUGCACAUCUUUUUGUGCACAGCUACUCCCCGAAUUGGCCCCACCAGCCAAACAAGACAUUUGCCUUCAUUUCCAAUCAGCCAAGCGACGAAGGUGCUAAUGUGACCAGAUCCACGGUUCCGUUUCCAUUUGACGUAAAGACACUCAUCAUUGCAACUACCAUGGGAUUUAUCUCUUUCCUCGGAGUGGUCCUCUUCUGUCUUGUAAUAUUAUUCCUUUGGAGUAGAGGGAAAGACAACACUAAGUCGAGUAUAGAGGUUGAAUAUGUGCCACGUAAAGAGGAAACCGAGGAAGCCAGUCCAACUGAGGCCCCUGUGCAAUUCAACAUGAAAAUCAUGUGAACCACAAAACGAGGUCAUGUAAGCUUACAAACAGCAGUCGGGAUGCAUACUAUCCUUGCUUCAAAUAUGUACUCAGUUUAUGAGCGAUAGAAAUUGCACAGCAGCAAACGCAUCUUGACACUAUACCCUAGACUUUUUGUUUGUGUUUCGAUUUUUUUUUUUGUUUUGUUUUUUUUACUUCAGGGACUGAAUCUUUCAAAUCAAAUGUUGACUUUAAAAUAUUCGGAUUUCUGUACAUUUGUAUCGGCAGUACCCAAUCAGUAUGUUAACAUGCACUCAACGAACCGAACUCAACGACUGGCACAUGUAACCAAAUAAAGGUAAUAUUUUGAAUAAAACACACUAUCUGAAAUGAUCUGGAGAUUACACUGCAGGUGUAAUCUUUCCAUUAGCACAAAAAGGUCCUCUUCUUCAGAUCUUGAUUCUGUUUUUUUGCUUUGAUGGAUGUACAAAGCACAAUGACCCACUAUUUGAGCACAAGUUCUCUUACCUGAAACGUAAAGUGGAAAGCAGAUUUAUUUUCUCCCCUUUCCCCUCUAAAGUAAUUAACCAGUAUGACAUGCAGAGUUUUACCUUAAGAUAAAAAGAAAAAUGAGUAGACGCAAGGGAUGUGGUGGUAUUUUGCCAGAAAAGGAUGCACUUUUAAGAAAGAAGGCAUACAGUUCCAAAGAUAAAGAAAGAAAAUCACACUGGGACUUAAGAAGAAGUUAUGAAAAACGUUUCACUGCCAUUUCUGUGAAAUUAAAAAACUGCAUUGUCCUGUCCUGAAGAAACCAUGUCUUAAAACUUCUGAAAGUAGAUUGUUUCUCCAUUAAGCCUAACAGAAAAGUAACAUUAAUAAACCGACUCUCCGACUUUUGCUGUAUCAAUCAGGUUAAUACCUGGAGUAUUUUCUUAUCCUGGUAAGUGUCAAGUCCAAGUCUGCAUGUUAACAGACUGAAGGAAAAAUACGCUAUAGUAUGUGCUCCUUUCAGCCAAGAAAGGAAUUUUGUCAUCAAAUGUCUUGACAUGUUGGCUAUACAUAUUUUUUCUGUAUUUUAUUCUACCUUGUACAUUACGCUAUGGCACAAUAGUAAUGCUUUCGAUGGCUGUGGGUUGUGAACAUAUUACAAUCUAAAGAGCAGAUUAAAUAUUCUGUAAAACAGUUUUAGAUGUAGUGAAACCUUUUCCGGGGAGCACAACAGCCCCUCCUCCCUGAAAAUCCUCAGAUUAACGAUUCAUCAUCGAACGUGAAAACGCUGAUUCGUUUUCCCAUUUGGCAGCUCAAGAAAAAACUCUGUCCAAAAAGUGGUGAAAAUAAUAAUGUGUUGCCUUAAGUUACCCAUUUCCCAGCUUUCUGGUGAGCAAUACCCAAUAUUUAUGUGUAAAAUGGAGUUUUAUGCCUCAUAAGGAUUUUGUGUUGUUUAAUUAAUUUAACAGUCCAGGUCUGCUCUCAAGAUUAUGUGUUCAUUAACUCUUAAAAUACUUGUUUAAGAAGGGAUGGGCAGAUGGAAAUUCUAUUAAAAUAAAGAACAUUUUAUAUAA